GUCUCUGGGACCAGCUUAAAUCUCGGUAUAAGAAACGACAAUGGAGCCAGCCUGAGAACCUGUUAAACAGCCUGUCUCUCUGUGUUAACUGGUGCCCGGGCCGCAGGCCUCCUCCGUGAAUGUCGGUCACCAUGGCAAAGCGGGAAACUGGCAACACCAGUCCAGUGGUUCGGCAGAUAGACAAACAGUUCCUGGUCUGCAGUAUCUGUCUGGAUCAUUACCACAAUCCCAAAGUGCUACCCUGCCUGCACACCUUCUGUGAGAGGUGCUUACAGAACUACAUUCCGCCUCAGUCCUUAACUUUGUCCUGCCCUGUGUGCAGACAGACCUCCAUCCUUCCCGAGAAGGGUGUAGCUGCUUUGCAGAAUAACUUUUUCAUCACCAACCUGAUGGAGGUGCUCCAGAGAGAUCCAGAGUGUUCCCGGCCAGAGGCCUGCAGCGUGCUGGAGUCCGUGAGCGCCGCGGCUGCCGGGAGACCACUCUCCUGCCCCAAUCAUGAGGGCAAGGUGAUGGAGUUUUACUGCGAGUCUUGCGAGACUGCCAUGUGUUUAGAUUGCACAGAAGGAGAGCACAGGGAGCACGUCACUGUCCCUCUACGGGACGUCCUGGAACAGCACAAAGCAGCACUGAAGAACCAGCUGGAUGCAAUUCGAAACAGGUUGCCCCAGCUCACGGCGGCUAUAGAACUGGUGAACGAGAUCUCCCGACAGCUGACGGAGAGGAAGAACGAGGCGGUGAACGAAAUCAACGGGACGUUCGAGGAGCUGGAGCGAGCGCUUCACCAGCGCAAGACUGCGCUUAUCACCGACCUGGAGAACAUCUGCAGCGCCAAACAAAAGGUGCUGCAGGCGCAGCUGUCCUCCCUGCUGCAGGGUAAAGAGCAUAUCCAGAGCAGCUGCAGUUUCACCGAACAGGCCUUGAAUCACGGCAGCGCCACCGAGGUGCUCCUGGUCCAGAAACAGAUGAGCGAGAGGGUCAGCGCCCUGGCGCGUCACGACUUUCCCGAACGCCCGCACGAAAACGCCCACCUGGAGUGCCAGGUGGAGACGGAAGGGCUGCGACGCUCCAUCCAGAACCUGGGGGUCCUGCUCACCACCGGUGCCGUCGGACACACCAGCGUGGCCACUGGAGAGGGUCUCCGUCACGCCCUCGUGGGACAACACACCACCGUAACCGUGACGACCAAGGACAAAGACGGAGAGCUGGUGCGAACCGGCAACGCGGUGCUUCGCGCGGAGAUCGCCAGUGCGGACGGAAGCCGCGCUGCGGACGCAGAUGUUGUGGACAAUAAAAACGGCACGUAUGAAGUGGGAUACACCCUACGCAGCGAGGGAGAGUACUCCUUCUCUCUCAUGCUUUACGGGCAGCCCGUCCGCGGGAGCCCCUUCAGGCUACGGGCGGUCAAACCCUCCGACGUGCCCCAGUCUCCGGACGACGUGAAGAGGAGGGUGAAGUCCCCGAGCGGGAGCGGUCACAUCCGUCAGAAGGCCGUCCGCAGGCCCUCUAGCAUGUACAGCACCACUAAAAAGAAGGAAAACCCCAUAGAAGAUGAACUCAUCUACAGAGUGGGCACACGGGGGAGAGAAAAAGGAGAGUUCACUAACCUACAAGGCAUCUCGGCCUCCACCAAUGGGAGGGUGGUGGUGGCAGACAGUAAUAACCAGUGUAUUCAGGUGUUUACCAACGACGGGCAGUUUAAGAUGAGGUUUGGGGUCAGAGGUCGUUCUCCAGGGCAGCUUCAGAGACCCACCGGUGUGACGGUGGACAUGAACGGAGACAUUAUCGUAGCUGACUACGACAAUCGAUGGAUCAGCAUCUUCUCCUCUGACGGAAAGUUCAAGAACAAGAUAGGAGCUGGCCGUCUAAUGGGCCCCAAGGGCGUGGCAGUGGACCGAAACGGUCACAUCAUCGCGGUGGAUAACAAGGCCUGCUGUGUUUUCAUCUUCCAGUCCAACGGGAAACUCGUGACAAAGUUUGGCGCCAGGGGGACGUCAGAAAGGCAGUUUGCAGAAAAAAGUUGUGCAAACUUUGCACUGGAGCAAAAGCUUAGUAAAUCUGGCCCUGCGUUCAGCCCACACUUUGUUGCCGUUAACAACAAAAAUGAAAUUGUCGUGACAGACUUCCACAACCACUCUGUAAAGGUAUACAGUGCAGAUGGGGAGUUUCUCUUCAAAUUUGGUUCCCAUGGAGAGGGAAACGGCCAGUUUAAUGCUCCUACAGGGGUAGCCGCUGACAGUAAUGGCAACAUCAUUGUAGCAGAUUGGGGCAAUAGCAGGAUACAGGUGUUUGACAGCUCAGGGUCCUUCCUCUCCUACAUCAACACUAGCGCAGAUCCUCUGUACGGACCUCAGGGUCUGGCUCUGACCUCAGAUGGCCACGUGGCAGUGGCAGACUCUGGGAAUCACUGUUUCAAAGUCUACCGUUACCUGCAGUAGUGGUGGCGCCCCCUGUCUCAGCAUGCAGGAAUCGUCAGAGGCUGCCACACAGGCUCCACCCACUUUUCCUUCUGUUUACAUUUGCACGUUCAGAUCAGAUAAGCACUCAACCACAUUGCAGUGGAAGGGAUAAAUUAAUAAGAGCACUUUGUUUCAUUUUCAACCCAUGCUUUGUCCCAAAAAAAGAAAGAAAAGAAAAGAAAAGAAAAGAAAAGAAAAAAGAAAGCAUGGGAUAGUCUCUGGUUGGUGGAUGGUCUGUAAGCACAUCAAUAAGCAAAGAAGUUUUUGUUUUGGUUUGUUUCGUUUUUUUAACGUUGUAGCACAGGUUUUUUGUGUACGUGCAAGUGGUGUAUUUAAUAUUGUUGGGACAAGAAAAACAAAUAUUAGUUAGUGGUGAUCCAUUGUCUUAAAGCUUUCGGAGAAAAGUCAGCAGAUUGUGAGGCUGUUACGAACAUACAAGUGUAGUCCUUGAACCAAACUUAAUCUCCCAUAUCACCUUUGCUCUCUUAGACUGAAGAAUGAGUUUGACAGUCCUUUGACUGCAACACCCCUGGUGUGUUUGUGUAUUUGUAUCUAUAUUCAUAGACAUAUAUUUGUACAUACGCGUACAUGUCUGUAUAUAUGAAUAUAAGUGUAACCUAUACAUGCAUAUCAUUUACCUCUUAUUUACAUAUUUCACACAUUAUGAAGACAUGGCACGUGGGGCCGCCCCCUGCCAUGAUGAGUAGAUACAGUCCUCUGGACAGAGAUCUCUAGGAUCUCUACAUGUGGUGAGGGAUUUCUCAAUCAGAGAGAAAUUAAGCCAGAAGUCAGAACUGUCCAAUGUGACAGCUAAAGAAACAUUCCUAUGAGAUAGUUUGGAUUUUUGAGUUAAGGUUAUUCAGCUAAUUGAAAGAUCCUACUUGGCAGAAGAUCCCUGGGAUGCAGUACUUAUAUCUACUACAAAACAGUAAUAGCACAAAGUUACGCACUUUUUUUUUCUUUUCCGUCUCAUUUCAUUUUUGUUUUUCCUGUAUGCUCUUUUUAAUAGAUCAGAAAGGAGCCAAAAAAUACUUAGAAUUUUGUUCUUUUUUUUUUUUCAAACAUUUUAUCUUUCAGAUUUUAUUUUUCUAAUGUGUCAGGCUACUCGUUGUUGAAGUUCUCCUAUUGCAAACAGAUACAGACUGUGGCAGGAAAGAGAAAUAUCAUGGUAACUUUGUCAUGGUGCCAACAUAUUGCCAUAGUUUGGUUUUUACUCUUGAAGAGGAUUACUUAAAAACAACAACAACAACAAAAAAAAGCCUCCCUGUAAAUAUUCAUACAUGAACCUAAGUGUGUAAUUGUGUUAUCAAUUAUUAUUAUCAAUUGUGGCACUGACAAGAAAGCAUUAUUUGCCAGCAUCUUUUUUGUUUUUAAUUUAUUUACUGUUUGGUACACUGUUUUAUCGGAGUUAUUUUGUUUCAGGUUUAUGAAGUGCCCUGCACACAGACACAAACCAUCAUCACCAGCUCUUGGCCUGAGAUUGUAAAAACAACUUAUUUAUCUAUAAUUCAUUGUGAAUAUUUUUCCCCCUUUGUCAAUAAUUUGAAGGUAAUAUCAGAUAUUUGUACAAAGCUUACUAGCAGCCAAAAAAAGUUUUAGGGCAGUUGAUAACUAGAAGAAAUGUAUGUUUUGUUUUGUUUUGUUUUUUUCUGUGUAAAGGAAUUUUCUGUUCCGCAUGACAAAGAGAUUUAACCAGCAAAUUUGAAUUUGAUCACCGCAAUAGUUAAAUAAGUGUAACAUUAACAUCUUGGCCAGUGAGUGGAUAUUUAUCUGUUUGUAUUACAUGCAGAGUGUCAAUGGAUACUGAUCAUUUGUCAUAUGUUUCCUCUGACCUUUGACCCUCUGUGUUAUCCGUCACUCACUCUUUUUGAUGCAUGAGAUGGUUAUGCGUGGGCCGAAAAAACAAUUUAUUAAAUAAACAUAUUACACAGAUAUAAGCUGUUUAGUAAUGAAAAGAUCUUGUAUAAUACAGGAAGAAUCAUACGUGUG
Chanos chanos (milkfish) is the source of this 4445-nucleotide messenger RNA. RefSeq names its product tripartite motif containing 3b (gene trim3b). Gene Ontology annotation, biological process: protein polyubiquitination; proteasome-mediated ubiquitin-dependent protein catabolic process. The transcript is spliced from 13 exons. NCBI's taxonomy places the organism in Eukaryota, Metazoa, Chordata, Actinopteri, Gonorynchiformes, Chanidae. The record is from RefSeq and is a predicted model, not a curated record. The coding region runs from base 120 to 2435 and encodes 771 amino acids. Gene Ontology annotation, molecular function: protein binding; ubiquitin protein ligase activity; zinc ion binding.